Carlito syrichta (Philippine tarsier) is the source of this 1344-nucleotide messenger RNA. It is a transcript of the gene CATSPER4, whose product is annotated as cation channel sperm associated 4. Gene Ontology annotation, molecular function: calcium-activated cation channel activity; voltage-gated calcium channel activity. The record is from RefSeq and is a predicted model, not a curated record. Bases 1 to 1344 code for a protein of 447 amino acids. Gene Ontology annotation, cellular component: CatSper complex; acrosomal vesicle; membrane. The transcript has 11 exons. Gene Ontology annotation, biological process: flagellated sperm motility; transmembrane transport; sodium ion transport. NCBI's taxonomy places the organism in Eukaryota, Metazoa, Chordata, Mammalia, Primates, Tarsiidae.
AUGAUGGAUAACCAAAAGGUCCGGAGGCAGCAAGGGAUCAAUACCACCAGUGUCAGACAUUCGACCAGGCGGAGGAACGCCCAUGAGUAUGCCCGGAUAGAGGAGCAGGUGUUCAUCGACCGCAGGGAAAUCAUGACUAGAAGGGACCUCUGGGACACGCAGGAGCGUAUCACUCGCCUGUAUGUCAAGCAGCUGCUGCGACAUCCAGCCUUUCAACUACUGCUGGCCUUGCUGCUGGUGAUCAAUGCCAUCACCAUCGCUCUCCGUACCAACUCUGCUCUUGGCCAGAAACACUAUGAGUUGUUCUCUACCAUAGAUGACAUUGUGCUGACCAUCCUUCUCUGUGAGGUUCUCCUCGGCUGGCUCAAUGGCUUCUGGCUUUUCUGGAAGGAUGGCUGGAAUAUUCUCAACUUCCUUAUCAUCUUUAUUUUGCUCUUGGGGUUCUUCAUUCGUGAACUAAAUAUCAUCGCUAUCAGCUAUACCCUCAGGGCACUUCGUCUGGUGCAUAUGUGCAUGGCGGUGGAGCCCCUGGCCCGGAUCAUCCGCGUCAUCCUGCAGUCGGUUCCUGACAUGGCCAAUAUCAUGGCUCUCAUCCUUUUCUUCAUGCUGGUGUUCUCUGUGUUUGGAGUCACACUCUUUGGUGCAUCCGUGCCUGAGCACUUCCAGAACAUGCAUGUCACCUUGUACACCCUCUUUAUCUGCAUCACCCAGGAUGGCUGGGUGGACAUCUACAGCGAUUUCCAGAUGGAGAAGAGGGAGUAUGUGAUGGAGAUUGGGGGUGCCAUCUACUUUGCCAUCUUCAUCACCCUUGGUGCCUUCAUUGGUAUCAACCUGUUUGUCGUCGUGGUGACCACCAAUUUGGAGCAAAUGGUGAAGGCAGGAGAGCAGGACCAACAGAAUCAAAUAAUCUACAGUGAGACAGACGCAGAGGAAGAGGAGGGCGAGGAUAACGAGCUGCCACUGGUGCACUGUGUAGUCGCCCGCUCGGAGAAAUCUGGUCUCCUCCAGGAACCGCUUGUGGGGGGCCCCAUGUCGAACCUCUCGGAAAACACGUGGGACAACUUUUGUUUGGUGCUCGAGGCAAUACAGGAGAACUUGAUGCAGUACAAGGAGAUCCGAGAUGAGCUCAACACGAUCGUGGAGGAGGUGCGCUCCAUCCGCUUUAACCAGGAGCAGGAGGAAGAGCUGUUGAACAGGCACUUGUCGCUGAACCUGUCGUUGGAGAGCAAGUCCUCCAAGGAAGUGACUCAGCAGCUAGACUUGCUCACUGCCCUCUCUGUCUUGGACAAGGUUCACGAUUCUAAAAGCAAUAUACUCCUUAAAAAACGCAAGAGCACCCACUGA